AUGGGACAGCCAGGAGCUGGAGAUGAUGGAAUGCCGGGAGCUGCUGUCCUCAAGGAGAAGAUCACCGAUUCCCCGGACAAGGAGAACACAGUGAAGGCUUCUAAGGACAACUCCGAUGAAUCCAAGAAUAAGGUGAGAUCAAUUCAUUACGUUUUAAUUUGAGGAAAACAAUUAGUUUUACUUGAACACCUUCGCAUGAAUAAUAUAAUUGAAGAUUUUCUAAAAGAACGGUUAUGGUAAACUUUGUUUGUAGAAGGUCGAACGUCCACUCCACAGUCGUCAUAUGCUUCAACACAAAUGGGCCUUUUGGUUCUUGAAGGGAGAUCGGACCAAGAAUUGGGAAGAUUGUCUGAAACAAGUUGUUGUUAUUGACAGUGUCGAACUCUUCUGGCGGUAAGUGCUUUUUAUUCGGUUCGUAUGUCUUUAGCUUCUACAUCCAGAUAAUGCCAGCCAGUUGUCUUUCCUUCGGGAGUGACUACUAUCUCUUCAAGGAGGGAGUCAAACCGAUGUGGGAAGAUCCCCAUAAUGUGAAUGGCGGAAGAUGGCUGGUUGUGGUUGACAAGCAGCAGAGACACACCAAAUUGGAUGAGCUUUGGUUGGAGUUGAUGAUGGCUGUUAUUGGAGAACAGUUCAAAGGAAAUGGAAAGUAUAUUUGUGGAGCGGCGGUCAACUUGAGACAAAAAGGCGACAAGGUAUGGGUAGUAUAAUAGAUGUUUUAAAUUUGUAGGUUGCUUUGUGGACGUCUGAUGCAAGCUUGGAUGAUGUGAACCGCAAGAUUGGCAUCACCGUGAAAAAUAAGUUGGGAAUGGAGGACAAUAUCCGGUAUGAAGUCCAUAAAGAUGCAUCUGCCAGAACCGGAUCAAUGGUCCGUCCAAAGAUUGUGUUGUCUAAGGAGAACAGGGACAACACAUCUUCCAAGGAAAAGAAGUCUGAAGUUCCGACUACUCCCUAA
Molecule: messenger RNA, 952 nt
Organism: Bursaphelenchus xylophilus (pine wood nematode)
Lineage: Eukaryota; Metazoa; Nematoda; Chromadorea; Rhabditida; Aphelenchoididae
Source: the annotation of a GenBank genome assembly